Pogoniulus pusillus (Red-fronted tinkerbird) is the source of this 1311-nucleotide messenger RNA. RefSeq names its product RAD9-HUS1-RAD1 interacting nuclear orphan 1 (gene RHNO1). The transcript has 3 exons. The record is from RefSeq and is a predicted model, not a curated record. The coding region runs from base 395 to 1207 and encodes 270 amino acids. Gene Ontology annotation, biological process: cellular response to ionizing radiation; recombinational repair; DNA damage checkpoint signaling. Gene Ontology annotation, cellular component: chromosome; nucleus. NCBI's taxonomy places the organism in Eukaryota, Metazoa, Chordata, Aves, Piciformes, Lybiidae.
CUGUUGGGAGUGGCUAGUUCUGUGCCGGUCCCGGCAGUAGGAGCCACGUUUGCCGCUCGGUCCGGUGGUGCCUAUGGUAUGGGUUCUGUCCCAGGACAGCUGCAUUCACUCCAGCAGGGACAGCUUAGAAACGCGCUUCAACAGUGUCGUCUCGGGCAGAAAUCACUGCGUGAAACAGAGCACCGGCCUCGGGUCGUCCCUCGUGAGUGAAGAGACGUGGGGGUUUAUUGUUUAUCGGUGUGUGACGGCGGCAUUCGGCUGGCUGUGUGGAAAUAGGCCAGGCAGUUGCGGUCUUCCGCAUUUGAUUUGAGGACACUUUAGCAUCUCCUUGGGGUGCUUUCACUUUCUCUAGCAAGCAUCAUGACGUUUCAAAGUGGCUUUACUGUAAUUGUUGAUGCCUCCGAAGAAACGUAUCCACAAGAUCCCGAAGACAGAGCUGGUAUUCCUUGAAAGGCCACGAGAGGGACCCGUCCAUUGCUACGAAACUGCUCUACUUUCAGCCAAGAAUCCAAGACGUAUGCCUACAAAACCUGUAGACCAGAACACCUCUGCUGACUGGGUGUGCCCACAGUUUGACACAACCAAGUCAGUGGUGUUGAAAGUACAGCAGAAGCAGCACUGUGGUCCUCACAAGACCCAGAAUAAGAAUUCCAACCACAGUUUGCUUCAUGCAGGAGUUUGUCAAAAAGCUGUAGCCUGCAAAUUUCUACCUUUAACUUUUGAGAAUCCAGAAGGAUUUGCAGCCCACCUGUCAAAUCAUUUGAAUUGUACAAGGAAGAACAGCCAGCCCAACAAAAGGACAGCAGCAAAAGCCAACAUCCAGGUGCACAGUCAGGAUACCUGUAGAGAAAUACUUUUGUUACCUGAUCCCCAACCUGUGGAGCCAGAAGUCUUUAGUCCACCAGAUACAGAGACGCCAGAGGUGGCUUCUGUAAGGAACCAUAGAUGCAGCAGCACUCUGCCAAAGAGAAGUAGCCUUAUCUGGCAUCCAGAAAAAGAGCUGGUAUUUGGUAUUGAUCCCUGUGGGAGAGGGGAAUCAGCAGCAGUACUGGUUACGGAUACUCCUGAGCGUGAGUAUGGAGUAAAGGUCACUUGGAGACAGCGGCCUCAUCAGAUGAAAUACCUGCUGGAGAGGGGAAAGUUGAGCACUGCUGACAUACUGGUGAAGGCGAACCUCAAGCUCUCAAGGAGGCAGGCUAAGGUCUGACUUGGUUGGGAGCAGUAACAUUAUCUAUUUGGUUGCAUCUCUGAACAUAGCAAUGUUGCUUUUGAGGAUGACAAGACAAGAAUAUUAAAGUAUAAACCGUGAAA